UGUGUGUUUUGUGUAGUUUGUGUUGCGUGUGUGACUUCAUGUCAACUCACGUGCAAACUUGUGCAUCAGGACCCGCUCUCCGCUCUCGUUCAGGCGUGUCCAGGCUCACACGCCGCUUGUUUCCCUUUCUGACCGCAGCAGCCAUCUUGAGUCUGGGAAUUGCACUGGGAGCCAGCUACUCGAGGUUGACGAGUCGUUUGUGGUCUGUGGAGCAAAGUGUUUCCAACAUGAGCCAAUCACUGAGCAGUGUCGAGAAACUCACCGCAGACGCCGCCAAAGAUGUGGAGCGACUCAAGUUCGGGGUGGCAAGCGCCAAAGACGAGCUGCGCUCAACUUCCGAGGCCUUGAAGCAGCUAGCCACUUUGGACACCAUCAGCAGGGUGGUGGCUUCCCUCCAAUGUUCCGUUGAACACAUCAUCAAGAAUGGGUCGACAUCGGUAGGCUCCAACUGCUGUCCUCUGGACUGGCAGAGCUUUGGCUCCAACUGUUACUUCUACGGUCGGUCGCUGCUGUCCUGGCACGACGCCCGCGACUGGUGCAACGGGCACGAGUCGCACUUGGCCAUCAUCCUGACGGACAAGGAGUGGGACUUUGUGCAGCGGGAGUCGCUGGGAGCCUUCUUCUGGGUGGGCCUGACCGACGAGAGGACGGGAUCGUGGGAGUGGGUCAACCAGGACGCCUUACGUCAUGAACCGCAGGCACUGGCGGCCCGGGCAGCCCGACAGCUGGACCCACCACGGCCUGGGACCCGGAGACGAGGACUGCGCUCACGUGCACACGGACGGACGCCUCAACGACCUGCACUGCUCCACCAGGCUGCGCUUCCUCUGCCAGAGGCACGCCUGACCACGCCGGGAAAAAACAAGACAAAGAAACGCUUGCGACGACACUUUUUAAUGAAAACCAAAUAAAGUGCAACAAUAAUAU
Phycodurus eques (leafy seadragon) is the source of this 927-nucleotide messenger RNA. RefSeq names its product asialoglycoprotein receptor 1a (gene asgr1a). Lineage: Eukaryota; Metazoa; Chordata; Actinopteri; Syngnathiformes; Syngnathidae. The coding region runs from base 39 to 911 and encodes 290 amino acids. The record is from RefSeq and is a predicted model, not a curated record. The transcript is spliced from 6 exons.